Molecule: messenger RNA, 1791 nt
Organism: Glarea lozoyensis ATCC 20868
Lineage: Eukaryota; Fungi; Ascomycota; Leotiomycetes; Helotiales; Helotiaceae
Exons: 2
Coding region: 1-1791 (596 amino acids)
Biological process (GO): protein N-linked glycosylation
Cellular component (GO): endoplasmic reticulum membrane
Molecular function (GO): dolichyl pyrophosphate Man9GlcNAc2 alpha-1,3-glucosyltransferase activity
Source: RefSeq, a predicted model, not a curated record
AUGGCAGGUCCAGCGCCAUCUCCUCACAAGCCGCGGCGGAAGGUCAAAAGCUCUGGAAAUGGCACUGAACCAGCUCCCCUGAUAUCCACAUCAGGGUCCGGACGAGCAUCCUCCUCCAGCAAACCAUCGUAUCCUCUUGGAGCUCUGCUAUGGCCCGCCAGGAGCUCUUUGUCACAAUGGGAAAUUCUCCCACUAAUACUCAUGGCUGCUGGAUUGUUCAGAUGGGCGGCUGGACUGUGGGGAUAUUCUGGAUACCAGAAUCCACCGAUGCAUGGAGACUACGAAGCACAACGACAUUGGAUGGAAAUAACUACGAAGCUUCCUAUAUCACAAUGGUAUUUCCACGAUUUGGAAUGGUGGGGUUUGGACUACCCUCCUUUGACCGCAUAUCACAGUUGGAUCCUGGGCAAAAUUGGAGGACUGAUUGAUCGAUCGUGGUUUGAGCUACAUACCUCCCGCGGUACAGAUGAUCCCUCAUUGAAGGUUUUCAUGAGAGCAACGGUCAUUGUCUCCGAAUACCUCAUAUACGUACCAGCUGCUGUCAUAUUUGUACGACGGCUUAGCAAAUUACAAGGCGUAAAUACUUGGAGCGCUGCAGUGGCUCUCACGGCUAUUCUGAUGCAACCGGGUACUAUUCUGAUUGAUCAUGUACACUUCCAGUACAAUACGGUCAUGCUCGGAUUCGUCCUCGCAAGUAUGUCAAGUAUUCUGGCUGGUAGGUUCAUGUGGAGCUGUGUAUUUUUCGUCAUGGCCCUUGGUUUCAAGCAAAUGGCAUUAUACUACGCUCCUCCAAUGUUUGCAUAUCUACUUGGGGUGUGUCUAUUUCCGCGCCUCAACUUUCCUCGUUUCUUAGGAAUUGCACGCGUCACGGCAGCCUCUUUUGCUGUGCUGCUUCUUCCUAUCAUUCUAGGAUCCUUAUACGAUGCUCAGCGUGGGGUCGAAGCCCGACCAGACCUUCAUGGUCAUAAAGCACCUUUGCCGAUUUUCACACAAUACUCCUUUCGCCUCGAUUAUCACGCUUGGUAUUACCCAAUCGUUCAGCAGAUGGCACAACUGGUUCAUCGGGUGUUUCCUUUCGCAAGAGGUCUCUUUGAGGAUAAAGUGGCCAAUUUUUGGUGCGCGGCAAACGUAUUUAUCAAGCUAAAACAAUACCCAUCCGAGAUACUUCAAAGGACUUCGUUACUAUUUACCCUAGCAGCAAUAACGCCAGCAUGCUUUGUCAUAUUCGUCAAACCGCGAAAAGAACUACUACCACUUGCACUAGCAACAUCAGCCUGGGGCUUCUUUCUUUUCAGCUUCCAGGUCCACGAAAAGAGCGUUCUACUUCCUUUAAUGCCAAUGACUGCACUCUUGGCCGGGAAACAGGGAUUAAGCAAGAACACCAGAGCCUGGGUCGGUUUUGGAAAUCUCCUUGGAGUGUGGACGAUGUUCCCGCUCCUUCAACGUGUCGACCUGCGCGUCCCUUACUACGUGCUCUCUCUUCUCUGGGCAUAUCUCCUAGGACUCCCACCAACCUCAUUUUCAGUAUAUAAAACGGAAGGCAAGGCAACGUGGACUGGCCUCGCGACUACGACUCUUCAUCUGGGAUUUUAUCUCGCAAUGGCGGUAUGGCAUGUUGCUGAGUCAUUCCUCAGCCCACCGAAUGGAAAACCGGAUUUGUGGGUUGUGGUUAAUGUUGGAAUCGGCGCGGUGGGAUUUGGAAUUUGCUAUCUAUGGUGUUUCUUCACUUUGGUUGUGGAGAGUGGGUUUUUGGAUCGAUCUCAGGUGGGGAAAAAGAUAAAAGCGUUGUGA